CAUAUUCCAAUUAUCCAAAUUUCCAAUCCAAUUAAGAAAAUGGAUGCAUUGCCUGAAGGUGUUGUUCAAUACAUUUUGGCAACAAUAAGCAAUGCCAAAGAUGUUGCAUCUUGUAACUGUGUCUCCAAGAAAUGGAAAGAUUCAAUGCCUUACAUUAGAAGCCUUUACUUUUCUCGAAGCAUUUUCGACAACCUAAAAAAUGGGCAAACUUCGGACAACAUUGUGAGGCAGAUUGUUUCGUCUGUUGAAAAGCUCGAAGAGCUUAUCGUGUACUGUCCCUUUACCAGUGCAGGACUGGGGUCGUGGUUGUUGUUUGUUGGAUCUUCAUUGAAGAAUCUAGAGCUUCGUAUGGAUAAUCUUGUUGAUCAAGAUUCGGGUAGUGGUAAUCCAACAAAAAUUGAGUGUGUUCAGGUUGCGAGGAAUUUGGAGUCGUUGAGACUUUGGGGUGUACUAAUGGUUCAAGCGCCGAAAUGGGAUAUGUUUAGUAAGCUGAAAACACUUGAAAUUGUUGGUGCAAAAAUGGAUGAUGUGGCUUUGGGUGAGGCACUUAAAGCAACACCUAAUCUGACUCGUCUUGUACUUCUUGGUUUAGAGGGUUUGAGGAUUGUUUGGAUUGAGCUUCAACAUCUUGAGCAUUGCAAUCUUGAUUUUUCUAGUUCGGGUGGUUGUUCACUUACUCUCACAGCUCCCAAGAUUGAAUACCUUGAGGUUCAAGGUUGUAGUUGGAUUCGCGUUCAAAAGACUAAUUGUUUAAAGAAUCUCUCUAUUGCCAACAAUGCUGGGAGAGUUUACAUGGUGGACUUUGGUAAGCUUGUGGCACUUGAAUCGUUAUCUGUUAGAGGUGUACAGUGGUGUUGGGAUGCGAUAAGCAAAAUGCUUCAACUUGCAGGUGAAGUGAAGCAUCUAUACAUGAAAGUCGAAUUCACUGGAGAUUUUGAAGCUCUUCUGCCCUUUCCGGAGAUUGAUUUGGUUGAUUUUUUCAAGAGUCACCCUAAGCUCAAAACAUUUGAGAUCCAUGGUGCAAUGUUUGCUGCACUAUGCCAGAAGAACAGUCUAAAGAAUGUGGAUUCCGAUUUCAUGAUUCCUUGCCUUGAAGAGGUAGUGAUUACUGUAAGAUCUCCAUUGAAUGCUGAACAAAAGAUGAACACACUCGAGUCUUUGGUAAAGUUUGGAACAAAAUUGAAGAAAAUGAAGAUCAGGAUUCUUCGGAUGAAAAGUUCUCACAGUUGUGCUGACGAUUUUUUUGAGGAGAUAUGCAGGUUUAGAUACAUGAAUCAGAAGUUGGUCUCAAUAGAAUAAAACCUGUCUUCUACUCUUUAGCUUACUAUAUUCAUCCCACAAUCUGAUCUUAUAAUUCAUUUUUGGAGCAAAACUUUGAUUACUUUUUUGAUGAUUUUGAU
Erigeron canadensis is the source of this 1400-nucleotide messenger RNA. RefSeq names its product F-box protein At1g10780-like. The transcript has 4 exons. NCBI's taxonomy places the organism in Eukaryota, Viridiplantae, Streptophyta, Magnoliopsida, Asterales, Asteraceae. The coding region runs from base 40 to 1299 and encodes 419 amino acids. The record is from RefSeq and is a predicted model, not a curated record.